Molecule: messenger RNA, 3348 nt
Organism: Vicia villosa (hairy vetch)
Lineage: Eukaryota; Viridiplantae; Streptophyta; Magnoliopsida; Fabales; Fabaceae
Product: pentatricopeptide repeat-containing protein At3g12770-like
Exons: 1
Coding region: 1630-3039 (469 amino acids)
Biological process (GO): RNA modification
Molecular function (GO): protein binding; RNA binding
Source: RefSeq, a predicted model, not a curated record
AUCUACAACUGCAAGAGACUGACAUAGACUAGUAUUGAAAUUUUGUACAAUAGGCAUAUUUUAAACUUGUAAAUAUUUUUCUUAUUCCUUUAUUGGGAAAAAGAUGUUACCUUCAUCCUAAAGUUAUGACGAAAGAUUGAUACAACAGUUUAACAUUUUAGCAUUUGACAAAUCCAAGUUACUGCUUUAGCUUCUAAUUUAAGAGAUAUUCAUCAAGCCUGAGCUGAUAAUGUUAUAAUUUCUAAACGAAGGUUUUAAAAUGCAAUUGAAUAUUAAUAAAUAUUACAGCAAAUCGCAGUCAAAUAGAUUCAUUCACAAUCAUUGAUAUAUUCUUCUGCAGUAUGUGGUUCAUCUAUUUCCUGGUUUUUUCCUCACCACAGAAAAAAUAUCAUCUUAUCUUGUGCUUCUUCCUAUUCUAUAUAAAAUACAAACUCAGCCCCAUCUUAAAGGGUUCAUACUUCUUGCAUUGUCCAAAUCAUACAACAUCAUGGCAUGGUGUAUAUAUACUCUCUUCAUAAUAAAUAAGAAGUUCAUAUUCAAGAAUUUAAAAUAUUCAUGUUUCAUUUUUUUAUAUGUAAGGUAAGGAUUAAACAAUAUGAAAACUAAAAAUAUAUUUAAUUUUAAAAUUAAAUAUUAAAAUGAUAUUAUUAUUAAAUAAAUAACAAUUGCUUUUUAUUUUUAAAUAACAAAAUUACAAGGAAAAAUGGCUCACCUUCAAUUUCAAAAAUCUUAUGAUUUAUUUCUGAGAUGUCUCAUUGCUUAGUUGAAAUAUUGUUUAUAUACCCAACGAUACCCACAUUUCUUCACCUCCACAUCGAUAUCUUCAUAGUCUUCAUAUUCAUGAUCCAAAAAUAUGGCUUCAACAUUCUUUUCCUAAAACAUAGCAGAAAAUGAAGAAAAAAGAACUUAAAUAACUGUCCAGUUAGCAUUUAAAAUGGGAGUAUGUUUUUUAUAUUCAAACAACUAGUUUACCAUAUUUUCCAACAUAACAUCGUAGAGUUGUUUGUCAAACCAAAGUCUUUUCCACUUUCCUGGAUCUUUGCUUGUGUAUUCUGCAACAAUAUUUCUGCCAACAAAUUAUGCAUUAAAAUCAUUUCAUCUUCAGUGCUUAUAAGUGACUUAUCAAUGAGAACUUUUAAUCCAAUAUCAGCAUGAAGCCCACAAUAAUUUAAAACAUUUUAAACAUAUUUCUCCUUAUGCAUGUUGAAAAAACAAGCAAUAUGAAGAAAUAUUUCUUACUUUUGACGAACAUCCCAACCGGAGAGAUUGGCCCUCCAUUUUUGCAGCAUCUGAGAGCCAUGUUUAAAUCUUUUUUCAUGUUUGGAAAAGGCUUCAGCAUAGCUUCCUUUUUGAUGUCUAACAUCAGAAGGAUCAACAUCAUAGAAAAUAGGCAAAUUUUGUUUUCUUUAUGGCAUCAUGAUCAUCAAGCACUUGUGCAUAACAACUUUGUGUUUACCAAGUCUAUGUAAGUAUUAAAAUAUUUAACUCAUUUACAUUUACCUGUAAGCAUCUCAUAUUUAAAUUUUAUUAAAAUACAAGUUGUUGUUUGUAUAUAUAUUUUUCCAACCAAAAGUCAUAACAGACCCCCAUCAGUGAUAGGAGCAGAAAACGACUUGAUAUCGUCUUUACAUGUCCAACUACAUUCAAUAUUUACAGCAAUGUCAAGUAACUAAAAACCUCUCAUGCAUCAAGAAACUCCAUGCUCUCCUACUCACUAAUGGCACUCUCUUUGCUCUCCAUGAUCUUCACACCCAACUCAUUGCUACUUACACCUCAUGCCUUCCCAACAACAACAAUCUUCAAACACUAACAAACUCUUUCUUCAAAUGCAUUAACUCAACCAACCCAUUACACUUCAAUCUCUUAAUUUCUCAUUUUUGUCGUAAAGGUUUCCCCUUUCACGCUCUUGCAUCCUUCUCCUUUAUGCACACCAAUGGUGUUUCCUUAGAUACAUACGCUUUGUGUACCACUUUGACCGCUUCAUCUAAACUCAAAGACUUCAAUUUUGGGAAACAGAUACAUGCCCACGUGAGAAAAUCAGGUUGGUUUUCUAGUGUGUUUGUGGGUAGUGCUCUCAUUGAUUAUUACUCUAAAUUGUUGAAUGUUGAAGAUGCAGCUCUUGUGUUUGAUGAAAUUCCUGACAAGAAUACUGUCUGUGCAAAUGCACUUUUGUCUGGUUAUUGUGAGGCUGGGCUAUGGAUUAAGGGAGUUGAACUAGUUAGGAAGAUGCCAUUGUUGAAAUUGAAGUAUGAUCACUUUACGUUAUCAGCGGCUUUACGUGCUUGCACUGGAUUAUCGUCUGUUGAAAUGGGUAGACAGCUGCAUAGUUAUUUGCUCCGUACUAUGCCUGAUAUAGAGAGUGAUGUGUUUCUGCAGAGCGCUUUGGUUGAGAUGUAUGGAAAAUGUGGAAUGGUAGAGAAGGCUCAGCUUGUUUUCAAGUUGGAUGGAAUGGAGAUUAGAAAUGAAAGAAGUAGAGAUGUUGUGUUAUGGACUUCGAUGCUCGGUGUGUAUGGUAAAAAUGGGCGUUAUAAGGAAGUAAUUGAUUUGUACAGUGAAAUGUUGCAGGAAGGAAUCAAACCUGAUGGGAUAGUGUUUCUGACAGUGAUCUCAGCUUGUGGUCACACUGGCCAAGUACAUGCUGGUGUCAAGUAUUUUGAAUCUAUGACUAAUGAUUUUAAGUUGAAUCCUGGUCCAGAGCAUUAUAGUUGCCUGGUUGAUUUGCUUUGUAGGGCUGGAGAAUUACACAAGGCAUGGGAAUUGCUUAAUGAGACACACUAUAAUGAUAUAGGGAAUUGUAGCGUCUCGAUGUGGGGAGCUCUACUGAGUGCUUGCGUGGAAAGUGGGAAUAUAGAGCUGGCAAAAUUGGCCGCACAGAGGGCUCUUGACUUAGAUCCUCAAAAUGGUGGAAUUUGUGUUAUGCUAUCAAACCUAUAUGCCCAGUUUGGUAUGUGGGAUGAGAUUGGACGUUUGAGGGUAUUGAUCAAACAAAGAGGGUUAAGAAAAGAUGUUGGAUGCAGUUGGCUUCAGGUGAAAAGUUGAAUGGGUAGGAUAUGGUUUGAAGUGACGCUGCUACCUUAAAGAGUCUCUACUCCGAAUCCUAAACAUGCUAACCAUAAAAAGUAAGAACAAAUGGGCAAUGCUCAACUAGCUCGGGUGAAAAUAUGCGACACUUAUUUAGAUUUUAGAAUGGAUUUUGAACUGAAGAACAGUGUAAACUAGAAUAUGUUUCCUUGAAGAAAUGCUAAAUAGUACAAAACGAGCAAUAACUUUUAGUAUUGAAAGUAUGUAACUAACUUUUUAUCCACUUCUCUUAUAUGUUACUCAUCAUUUGAUUGAUUAGAAUGUCAA